This is a messenger RNA of Nematolebias whitei (Rio pearlfish), 996 nucleotides long. RefSeq names its product vesicle transport through interaction with t-SNAREs 1A (gene vti1a). The record is from RefSeq and is a predicted model, not a curated record. The coding region runs from base 95 to 769 and encodes 224 amino acids. Gene Ontology annotation, biological process: retrograde transport, endosome to Golgi; macroautophagy; Golgi to vacuole transport. The transcript has 9 exons. Gene Ontology annotation, cellular component: SNARE complex; Golgi apparatus; endoplasmic reticulum membrane. Gene Ontology annotation, molecular function: SNARE binding; SNAP receptor activity. Lineage: Eukaryota; Metazoa; Chordata; Actinopteri; Cyprinodontiformes; Rivulidae.
UAACUCAAGGAAGCGACUCCAUUCGAGGCUUGUUAUUAUUCUGAGGUAACUGACAACCAGAAAGCUAGUUGUCUGUUUUAACUUAUUCAUCAGAAUGUCUUCAGACUUUGAAACCUACGAGCAGGACUUUGGAACCAUUACAGCAGAAAUAACUAAUAAAAUUGGAAAAAUCCCUAAACUAAGUGGAGAGGAGAAGACACAGCUGGUUCUAAAUGUCGACAAACAGCUUGAAGAAGUCAGAGAGCUGCUCGAGCAGAUGGACCUGGAGGUGCGAGAGAUCCCCGUCCAGAGCCGAGCCAUGUACAACAGCAGGCUGAAGAGCUACAAGCAGGAGAUGGAGAAGCUCGAGAAAGACUUUAAAAGGUCGCGCAUCGCCUACAGUGAUGAGGUGCGCAACGAGCUUCUGGGAGAUGACGCCAUCUCCUCCGAGAGCCAGUUGAUAAAGUUACGUGAAGAGAGAGCACAUCUGUUGGACAACACAGAGAAGCUGGAAAGGUCAUCCCGGAGACUGGAGGCCGGCUACCAGAUAGCAGUAGAGACUGAACAAGUGGGACAGGAGAUUCUCUCCAACCUGCACACCGACCGUGAGAAGAUACAGAGAGCCAGGGAAAGGCUGAGAGAAACGGACGCAAACCUGGGCAAGAGUUCUCGCAUCCUCACCGGCAUGCUGAGAAGGAUCAUCCAGAAUCGUAUCCUGAUCUUCGUCCUUGGAGCUGUCAUCCUCCUCACCAUCAUCUUGGCCAUCUAUUUAAAUCAGAGAGGCCACUGAUCUUUACUGUUUACACACACACACACACACACAUACUCCUCCCCCCCUCCUGUCCUCUCUCUCGAAACAAAUAGAAACACACACACGCGUGAUUAAUAGCGACAAAAGCGUUGUUCUGCUGUAAUUAGGACAAAUGGUCCCCAUGAAUCACUGUUCUCCAAACCUGACAGGGAGCUUUUUUUUUUUACCCAGCUUUUACCUUUCUUCUUCUGUUCUCUCCGUUUGCU